CUCAACUGUGUCUACGCAGGAAAAACAAGAAGGUUCGUCAUCACACAGUCACUUCUAUCAGCACGGGACGUUGCGAUUCCCGCUCGUUAACGGGUCGGAUGCCUUGCAGUGAAGUCCUCGCCGUGUGUGCCGCCAUGAGAACCAAUGUGCCAACGUGAGCAUGCAAUCCGUCUCGACAAAGAAGUGUAGGAACAUUUUGAUCUGGGUGAUGCCAACCACGGACUGCCUUCGUGGAUUGGGUGUAACAUGAAGAGGAAACCGACAGGUGUGGGCGGUCUUAUCGAGUGUGCAUUUUCUAUAUCAUUGCAAGAUGCAAGGAAUCUUGAGACUUUUUGAUGCCCCAGCGAUUCAACUUGUCCAGCGGGAGGACACAUCUACAGCUGGGGCCUCUGAGGUGCGUACCCUGAAAGAGGCUAUUAUACACACUGUGACAUCUGAGUUGCAUGGAUGGCAAUGGCAUGUUCACCGCAAAAUGCCAUAUUCACCCAUCACUAAUGAGCUGUUUGGCCGACCUAAAAAGAUUUCGCUUCGGGAGGAACUAUGGCUCCUUACAGUCCCACUCAGUGGAGUGGAGGAAGGCAGCUCCCCACUUGCUGUACGAACACCUCACGUUCAUGGCACACGCGCCACAAUGAUUUUGUUGCUACUUUUCGGAAGCUUACGGGAUCGAGUAUUCCUGGAGAGUUUUCCGAUCGUGCUUCGAACGACUGAGUUUUUUAGGCCUAGAAAGAUGCGGAACGCAUUUCUAACUGUGGCCGUGGCAUUGGCUCUGAGAUCGACGAAUGCAGCUUUCGUGCCGUCGGGCACGAUUUCUGGGACUGAAUUCUCUCCUGAUGACCAAAUCAGCAUGGGAGACGCUGCUGGAAGCAUUGUCGGUGAUUCUGUUGUUUCCACUCCACCUCCGGCUGCGCCCGCCCUUGAGAAAAAUGCCGCUGGAAUCGCAAUGCAGUAUCUGGCAGAGGUACCUUCACCAAGACCAGCUUCGGCAGUUCAUGUUAGCCUUCGGGACGUCGAAAACAUUUGCGAACGAGAUUAUUCGCAGACUUGCCCGCUGGACUAUGAAUUAGCUGGACAUCCGUUUGGAUCCAGUUCUCUCAUCUGCGGCCCUGGUCCCGCAUACGAUGGGCCCUGCAAGGGUGACUUGCUGGACCUUUCUGAAGUCAAAUCCACCAGGGCAAAGAAAACAUGGGCGUCUCGUUGUAUGAGAGAUUGGCCAUGUGUGCAAUGUAGCCACCAGUAUUCGGCCCAGUGCCCGACGGGAUGGAGGCCUUCAGAAGGAUCGGCGAGCGCCUGCACGGCGACCGCAGAUUAUGGUGGUCCAUGCGCACGAGAGAUAGUAGACUUCGAUGCUUUUAACAUACCACUAAAGAAGGAGUGGAGCGCCCGAUGCAGGGCAUGGUGUAAGUUUUUGUGGUGGCCCACAUAAUAGACUUGUGGUGAAUUGUUCUGCAGGGCCAUGUGCUUCUCCGAAACUAGAAAGCACAGGCCCGGACGCUGAGUUUCCUCUCACGCGCACUGCUACUUUGUGGAGAGUACUGAAAGGGUACCAAUAAAUGCCUGAAUCUAUGACGUAAAACCACGAGUUUUAGCACCAGCCGCAUUUGGGUCGCCAUGUAGGCUCGAGAACGUUGCCCUUUUCGUGUACUCUAACUGGAAAUGACCAUACAUGUACCUCCUGCCCAUCCGCUUCUCCAUAACAAAGGCACUACACCAAAGCUAGAAGUUGAAAUGUUGAAUUCUUGCUCAUAUGACAUACAAACGAAUAUAUUUACACGCAUUUUCAAUGAAGGACACGCUAAUGCAUUCCACUGCAGGCAUGUCUUCGCCAAAGGACUGGACACUCUCGUCGCGACAGCACUAUUGACUGCACACAACGUUUCAGCAAGUGCAGAC
Molecule: messenger RNA, 1893 nt
Organism: Toxoplasma gondii ME49
Lineage: Eukaryota; Apicomplexa; Conoidasida; Eucoccidiorida; Sarcocystidae
Product: cpw-wpc domain-containing protein
Exons: 14
Coding region: 311-1426 (371 amino acids)
Source: RefSeq, a predicted model, not a curated record